Rattus norvegicus (Norway rat) is the source of this 3076-nucleotide messenger RNA. The record is from RefSeq and is a predicted model, not a curated record. NCBI's taxonomy places the organism in Eukaryota, Metazoa, Chordata, Mammalia, Rodentia, Muridae.
UACUGCUCCACGUGCUCUUUCGUGGCUCAGAACUGCCCCUGGAGCGUGAGAAGCCCACAAGGGGAGUUUCUCAGAGAAAGAGGGAGACUAAAAAUAGUAGCCCUGGGGAGCAGGGCCCAUUCGCUCUGCUUAGGCCCUUGGCCUGCUCUCUCCCUUUGGUCUCAGAUUGGGCCAAAUGAUGCUAUUCUUGAGCAGAUCCCGAGUCCUUCAUUGGAACCCAGCAACUCCCCAUUUUUCUUCUUGCAGCACCCAAUCACAAAAAGAUCUGAUCAGUUAGGGGGUUCUUCUGUUCUGAGUGACGCCAGAGCAGAGGGCUAGGAAAUCUCAGGAGCCCCUUGCCCACCUCGAAGCAAGUGUGUCCAUCACUGCAUCUCACUUCCCACUUCCAGCCCCUGCCCCUCACUUUGCAAACUGCGAGUGCAAAACCUGCAAGAGGCAGCUAGGGCGCCCUUGGGGAGCGAAGCUUGAGUCUGGCUGAUGAUAGACACGUUCUCCUCCUUACCGGCCUUUCAACGAGAAGGCUGGGGAGCGCGGCAGCUGCCUGGAGGCUCCAGACGCGCCUGGCGGUAGCGGAACAACCUGCGGGAGGAGUCCCUGGUGGGAGGAGGACCUUCUCAAGGCGGGGUUAUUUUUGCCAGCAGAGCCUCCGGUCUAGCUGCCCUGGCUUCAUUGUCUUCUGCCUUAUCGGCGGGCGCAAGUUUCCUGCUCCGACUGCAGGGACCUACCAGGAAAUAUCAGGGGUGGAGGAUGCCACGAAGGACAAGAAAAAGGGGUGGGGGCCUUGGUUAAGACGUGGCCGGGAAACGAAAGGGGAGUCGUGCAUCCUGGCUCAAUAGAGUUCUAAGUCUCCCCGCCUUCCUCCUGGCUUUGCGGGCGCAGAUAGUCUGGGGCCUCCGAACCUCGGCUGCUCGCUCGCCUUCCUCAAGGUGGCAGCUUGUCCUGAGUGCAGAGUGCUAUAAUACGGGAAGAGCAAGACUCAGGAAGAGAGCUACCGGUGUUCCCAGGCUCGGCUCUGUACUAACCCAAAGUUAUUUUCCCAAAAGGCUUUCACUGCAUGACCUCUCGCUUCUCCGAAGGGCAGAAAGCGUGUUCUGGGCACUGUAGUGUCAUCACUGUCCCACUUCCUCCUCCUCAACGCGCGUUGGGGAAGUUUUGUACUUGUGGGAAGAUUACCUCUCAUCCUGAAACGUCCUGCAACCCAGAGGCAUUUCACUAUAAUAGCCAGGACCCCCCCCCCCCCAAAAGGGUUCUUGAGGGUUAGAUUGGGACUCAGGCAAGUGUUUUCCUAGGGGAGCUGACUCAGUGGGACUACGAUUCCUCAGGUCACCAGCAGGAGCGGGAGUCGGCUCUCUCGGAGUUCUGAACGAGCAGCGAAGUUAAUGAGUAACUGCGUCUCGCUCUGCCAUCCGGUUGCGAGCUCGGGCGUCAUAUGGCUGCCUUCUCACUGGCUCAGAUGGAGCUGCACGUGCCCCCUGGCCUCAACAAAUUGGAGGCGGUAGAGGGGGAAGAAGUGGUGCUCCCCGCCUGGUACACGAUGGCACGGGAGGAGUCUUCAUCCCACCCCUGGGAGGCGCCCUUCCUGAUUUGGUUCUUGGAACAAGAAGGGAAGGAACCAAAGCAGGUCUUGUCUUAUUUCAAGGGUUCCCUGUCAAAUAAACCUGGAGUAACCCUGGUCCACUCCAUCUCCACACGGAAUGUGUCCCUGCGCCUGGAUGCCCUCCAGGAGGGAGACUCUGGGACCUACCGCUGUUCUGUCAAUGCGUACGACAGUGACGGCAAAAAUAUAGGCCACAGCAUCAAAACGAUAGAGCUCAAAGUGCUGGUUCCUCCAGCUCCUCCAUCCUGUAGUUUUCAGGGUGUACCCUAUGUGGGGACCAAUGUGACUCUGAACUGCAAGUCCCCAAGGAGUAAACCUACUGCUCAAUACCAGUGGGAGAGGCUGGCGCCAUCCUCCCAGGUCUUCUUUGGACCAGCCUUAGAUACCGUCCGUGGAUCUUUGAAGCUCACCAACAUUUCCACUGCCAUGUCUGGAGUCUAUGUCUGCAAGGCCCAAAACAGAGUGGGCUUUGCCCAGUGCAAUGUGACCUUGGACGUGAUGACAGGGUCCAAGGCUGCUGUGGUCGCUGGAGCAGUGGUGGGCACUUUUGUUGGGUUGGUGCUGAUAGCUGGUCUGGUCCUGUUGUACCAACGCCGCAGCAAGACCCUGGAAGAGCUGGCCAACGAUAUCAAGGAAGAUGCCAUUGCUCCCCGGACCUUGCCUUGGACCAAAGGCUCAGACACAAUCUCCAAGAAUGGGACACUUUCCUCAGUCACCUCAGCACGAGCUCUGCGGCCACCCAAAGCUGCUCCUCCAAGACCUGGCACGUUUACUCCUACACCCAGUGUCUCUAGCCAGGCCCUGUCCUCACCCAGACUGCCUAGGACGGAUGGGCCGCCACCUCAGGCAGUGUCCCUGACCCCAGGUGGGGUUUCUUCUUCUACUCUGAACCGCAUGGGUGCCGUGCCCGUGAUGGUACCUGCACAGAGUCAGGCCGGGUCUCUCGUGUGAUAGCCCAGGCACUCAUUAGCUACAUCUGGUAUCUCACCUCUCUGGAAAGGUCUCCCGUGGCACAGAGGACUGAAUCUUGGGAAGAUACCCACGCUCUAGACCUCCAGUCCUUUGCCCCUACCUCCUUCUAUUGUUGGAACACUGGGCCUCAGUAAGACCAAAAUCUGGGUCAAAGGACACAAGGAGGAAACGGAACUGAGGUUGGGGGUGGGGGUUGAGGAGGCUUCACUUCCUCCCUGCUUCUCUCUAUGAAGCCAGAUGAAUGCUGCUGAGAUUGGCUACCCUCCAAGGGCUCUGGAGGAGACUGCCAGUCAGUGAUGCCCCUGGCUCUGUGAUCUCUACAGCACCCUUAUCUAACUCGUCCUUCGCCAUUCACUUCAUCUCCCUGUAUUAAUGUAACCUGUCCUGCUGGCUUGGCUGGGUUUUGUUGGAGCAGGGGAUAGGGAAGACAUUUUAAACCUGACUUGAAAUUGAUGUUUUUGUUUUCGUUUUGCAAGUUUCAAUAAAGAUACAUCGAAUUUACAUGGA